AAGUCUGGGAGCUGGGGAGCGACAGGACAGAGCGCACAGAGCCAUGAGGCUGGCACAAAUGAGUCUGGCCUUUGGCUGGGCAGCUGUCAUAUUAGUUCUACAGAUGGCAGACACAACAUCUGCUGUGAGGACUCCUUAUGACAAAGCGAGGGUAUUUGCAGACCUGAGCCCCCAGGAGAUAAAGGCUGUGCACAGCUUCCUGAUGAACAGCAAGGAGCUGGGGCUGCAGCCGUCCAAGAAACCGACUUUGGCCAAGAAUUCCGUGUUUCUUAUUGAGAUGCUACUGCCCAAGAAGAAUCAUGUGCUGAAAUUCCUGGAUGAAGGAAGAAAGGGCCCUGUCAGGGAAGCCAGGGCCAUCAUCUUCUUUGGUGCCCAGGAUCGCCCCAAUGUCACUGAGUUUGCUGUAGGGCCCCUGCCACGGCCCUACUACAUUCGAGCACUAUCCCCCCGGCCAGGGCACCAUCUGUCCUGGUCAUCCAGACCCAUCUCCACAGCAGAGUAUGACUUCCUCUACCACAUGCUGAAGAGAGCCACCAUGCCUCUGCACCAGUUUUUCCUUGAUACCACUGGCUUCUCAUUCCUCGGCUGUGAUGACCGGUGCUUGACCUUUACCGAUGUGGCUCCGCGGGGUGUGGAGUCUGGGCAGCGUAGAAGCUGGCUUAUCGUGCAGCGUUACGUGGAAGGCUACUUCCUGCAUCCCACGGGGCUGGAGAUCCUAGUGGAUCACGGGAGCACAGAUGUCCAGAACUGGAGGGUGGAACAGCUCUGGUAUAACGGCAAGUUCUACAACAGCCCAGAGGAACUGGCUCGUAAGUAUGCAGUUGGAGAAGUAGACACGGUGGUCCUUGAGGACCCACUGUCUGGUAGCACAGAUCAGCCGCCACUCUUCUCCUCCUACAGGCCCCGGGGGGAAUUCCACACACCAGUCACUGUUGCUGGCCCCCACAUUGUCCAGCCCAGUGGCCCCCGAUAUAAACUAGAGGGCAACACUGUGCUCUACGGAGGCUGGAGCUUCUCUUACCGGCUAAGAUCUUCUUCUGGGCUGCAGAUCUUCAAUGUGCUCUUCGGGGGUGAGCGUGUUGCCUAUGAGGUCAGUGUGCAGGAGGCGGUGGCACUAUAUGGAGGACACACGCCUGCAGGCAUGCAGACUAAGUAUAUUGAUGUUGGCUGGGGCCUGGGCAGUGUCACUCACGAGUUGGCCCCUGGCAUUGACUGUCCAGAGUCUGCUACUUUCCUGGAUGCCUUCCACUAUUACGACAGCGAUGGCCCUGUCCGUUAUCCACGUGCUCUGUGCCUCUUUGAGAUGCCCACGGGAGUGCCCCUUAGGCGCCAUUUUAACUCAAACUUUAAAGGUGGCUUCAACUUCUACGCGGGCUUGAAGGGACAUGUGUUGGUGCUGCGGACGACAUCGACAGUCUAUAAUUAUGAUUAUAUCUGGGAUUUCAUCUUCUACCCUAACGGAGUGAUGGAGACCAAGAUGCACGCCACUGGAUAUGUCCAUGCAACCUUCUACACCCCCGAGGGACUGCGCCAUGGCACUCGCCUACAAACCCACCUGCUUGGCAACAUCCACACCCACCUGGUGCACUACCGUGUUGACCUGGAUGUGGCAGGCACCAAGAACAGCUUCCAGACACUAACAACAAAGAUGGAAAACAUCACCAAUCCCUGGAGCCCGAGUCACUCCCUGGUCCAGCCCACACUUGAGCAGACCCAGUACUCCCAGGAGCGACAGGCUGCAUUCCGCUUUGAACGGACUCUGCCCAAGUACCUGCUCUUUAACAGUCCCCAAAAGAACCGCUGGGGCCACAGGCGCAGCUACCGCCUGCAGAUCCACUCCAUGGCUGAGCAGGUGCUGCCACCAGGUUGGCAGGAGGAGCGGGCUGUCACUUGGGCCAGGUAUCCCUUGGCUGUGACAAAGUAUCGGGAAUCUGAGCGCUACAGCAGCAGCCUCUACAACCAGAAUGACCCCUGGGAUCCCCCUGUGGUCUUUGAGGAGUUCCUUCAGAACAACGAGAACAUUGAAAAUGAGGAUUUGGUGGCCUGGGUGACAGUGGGCUUCCUGCACAUCCCUCACUCAGAGGACGUCCCCAACACAGACACACCUGGAAACUCCGUGGGCUUCUUGAUCCGGCCCUUCAACUUCUUCCCAGAGGAUCCAUCCCUGGCAUCUAGAGACACUGUGAUAGUGUGGCCCCAGGACAAGGGGCUCAACCAUGUCCAGCGCUGGAUCCUUGAGAACAGGGACUGCUCGGUGUCUCCUCCUUUCAGCUACAAUGGGACUUACAAGCCUGUGUGAUGGGUCUGACCUCAGCCUCUGCAUUAUAGCCCCAGAGGCUCACAAAGAUAGGAAAAACAAACAAACAAACAAAACUUCUGUUUCUACCCUGUAUGCUGCCUUUUAGCAGCAGGGGAGGGCUGGCUCUACUCAUGUUUCAUUACCUUACCUGCCAAAGACUUCCAUGACAAUUGCGAAAGAAGGAUCACAGAAUUCUCUUCAGGUGGGUUGUAGGGGGUUGUUUUUUUUAAAAGACAUUUGAGGAUUUUAUCUUCCUAUCAGGAGACUUUGGGGAAAUUGUCUCAUCUCAAUGAUGAGCAGGAGUAAAGAAACUGUCAUAUGAAAAUCUAAUAAAAUGACACCUUUGCCUUUUA
Arvicanthis niloticus (Nile rat) is the source of this 2652-nucleotide messenger RNA. Its product is annotated as diamine oxidase [copper-containing]. NCBI's taxonomy places the organism in Eukaryota, Metazoa, Chordata, Mammalia, Rodentia, Muridae. Gene Ontology annotation, biological process: response to antibiotic; amine metabolic process. Gene Ontology annotation, molecular function: quinone binding; diamine oxidase activity; copper ion binding. The record is from RefSeq and is a predicted model, not a curated record. Gene Ontology annotation, cellular component: plasma membrane.